Messenger RNA from Alligator sinensis (Chinese alligator), 2841 nucleotides. It is a transcript of the gene DTHD1, whose product is annotated as death domain containing 1. NCBI's taxonomy places the organism in Eukaryota, Metazoa, Chordata, Crocodylia, Alligatoridae. The record is from RefSeq and is a predicted model, not a curated record. The transcript is spliced from 10 exons. Gene Ontology annotation, molecular function: protein binding. The coding region runs from base 1 to 2841 and encodes 946 amino acids. Gene Ontology annotation, biological process: signal transduction.
AUGCUUCUAAAAAGAGACUUUCAGAAAAACGAAGAUACAAUGGAGUACGUGCGUAAACUAUUCUCUCUCACUAAAGAACUCAGCAGAUCUCUUAGCCAACAGCUGGAACAUAGUACAGAGACCUUAAAAGAUACUUGCCAGAUAUUGAAUAUUCUUCAUGACAAACACAAACAAGUUUCAAGUCAAGAGAGAAUCACUCUUGUGGAUUAUCUUUUGAAAAUAAGGGAUCUUUUUCUGGAUACUUUCACAUACUUUCAUGAAAUGGAAAAGAAACUGUAUGACAUUAGUUGCAGAGAUAAUGAUAAAUCUCAGGCUCAAACUGUUCAAAAUAUUUCCAAGGAAAUAGAUGGAUGUAAUUUUGAAAGAGAAAAAACACAGCAUGAGAAAGGAUCUAGUGUCUGUCAGUCAGACCAGAUAACUUCAGAUAAGGAAAGGAAACAUCAGAACAAUCACCAAAUCCAGUUAAGUGAAAAUAAAGCAGUGCAAAUAGAAUCUGUUUUAUCAAGUGAAAAAAUAUCUGCUCAAGAAGAAACAGUAAACAUAAACCCCCCAAAGCUCAAUGAAAAUGCAGAACAUGAGGUAAUAAAGAAUUCGCUUACAGAGCAAGAUUACAAUGGAAAAGAGAAAGCUAAUGGACUGAGAUCUUUUAGUAAGAGAUGUCCUGAUGAAGGUUUUCAAGAAGUUCCUGGGAACAAUGGAGAAGACAACACAAUACCUCAAAAAUUCGAAGGUAUUUUUCAUGGACAUUCAAUGAUUUAUCCUAAACAAGAACAAGUAGUUAGCAAAGAAUCCUCAAAGCAGAUGGAAAGUGAAGAUCAGAACCCAACAGAGAAUUCAUCUGAAAAUCAAAAAUAUAGCAAAAAGGAGAAAAUUCAUAUUUUUGGAAGUUACCAAGUUCAUACAAAUGAGUGUGCAAAGUCAGAAAGUACAUGUGAUACCCCGUCUGUGAUUCUCUCUACAAGUGAUUCAGCAGAAGAGCAACAAUUGAGGCAACCAAUAAACAAACAAUUUCUAGUGGAAGCGAGUGGUAACAAUGAACAACAAGUAGCCUGUUAUAUUACAGCACCUUCCAUCAUUUUAGAAAAUCUAGUAUGCAAGAUCAUCAAUGACAUGAGUUCCCUUGUGGUGGAUGAUUCUGAAGAGCUGGUCAGCAAUGUCAUCAGUGUUGAGUGCUUAGAUUAUGAGAAAAGAAUCCCUUUUCCUAUCAUCAUUGCAAUCCCAUUCACUGCACGGCUCAGAAGCAAUUAUCGAGAAAUUUUGGUGAAAGUGACUGAUAAAACCUUUCAAUCAAGUUACUUACCUCCCAUUUCCUUGGAAGGAUACCAGGGAAACCAUAAGGGAAAUUUUGCAGAGGUGAACAUUUACCAGCUGGGUAUUUUUUCUGUGUUAUCAUGCUUGAAGACAGAAAUUUUCACUGUUCCAAAGGAAGGAGUUUCACAAAAGUUAAGCAUGGAUUCCAGGGUAUCUUUAUACUACCCUCCUGAAACGUUCAGUUCUCCAGCUUCCAUGCAGUUAAAGGUCCAACCAAUUGAGCCAUCACUGGUUUCCAUAUUAAAAACAAAAUAUGACAUGUAUCAUUCAGUAGUGUCUACUAGCCCUUUGGUUCAUAUCCAGCAUCCUUCAUUCCAGCCAUUUAAUAAAUCAGUCACUAUUAUUCUACCGUGUCCUCCAAAUCCAGAGAAAAAGAGACAGGGUGAUGAGAUAGAUCAUGGAAGAGCCACUAGUUCUACAGUAACCAGGACUGCAACUGCCUAUCAUCUUCGGGCAAUGAGUGCCUCUGGGAGAAACCACGGAGAGAAACUUACCGAAUCCCUGAAAUUACUAGGUUACAAAAGCAAAGAGGAGGAAUGGGUUGUGCUUGAUGAUGUUAUUGUGCAGAAUACAAGGAAUGGGCUUGUAUCAUUUGAACUAGAUGAACAUUUAGAAAGCUUUAUUGUUAUUCGCCUCUCAUUUCUCGUGGACAAUAAACAUCUAGUCCUAUUUAUUAAGGCUCUGGAUGAAGCCGUUCGCAGCACCAUGGCUAACGUUGUACUUUAUCGGAAGAAAGAAAACCCUUAUAGAAUAGUUGUUUUACUUGUUCCUUCCAAAGAAUUGAACUGGGAUCUUCAACGCCUCCGUCAGGAAGGAUACUUUGGCCCUCCAGAACCAACUCAGCAGUUUCAACUGAGAGAAGGAGACCAGAUUCAUUUUAGAUUUACUGGCAACAUAUUUGCCUCAGAUAAUGGGAAUGAUUUUGGAAAAGCCUACAAGCUUAUUUUUCAUGCACAAAGAAAACCAAGGCUUGAGCUGCAAAUAAAAGAGGUGGAUGAAUUUGGUAAUCACAGCUCACCCCAUUACAAGGGAACUGCAGUAUUUUAUAAAAUGGCCAGAGAAAAAAUAGCCAAGAACUGGGAAGAACCCCUCCUUCAUGAUGAUGACCUGCAACAGUCACAGUUAUGCAAGUUAGCCUUAACUUUACCCAAGCAGGAAAAACUGAUCAAACGCCCACAAAGUAUAAAAAGAAUUUCUACCAAUUCAUCUGAGGCCCUAUGGGAUAACCUGUUGUACUGGCUGGCAGAGGAACUUUCAGAAGAUAAUGCAUCGUUGCUUGCUCUGCAUCUACGGAUCCGGCGGAGUACACUUCAGCUUAUUAGAGUUAAGUGCCCUGAUAAUUUAACAAAUCAGAUCUAUGAGCUUCUUUGCAGCUGGAAGAGGAAUCUUCCAAGAUCAGCUGAUAAACAACAGCUCCUUUCUCGUUAUCUUCGUAAGAGUGGCCGGAUUGAUCUUUCAGAAGAACUCCGGUUUAAGUGCGAGAAUAAAGUGUUCACUCAGCAAAGACACUGGUUUGAGAUAAACAACUGA